Betta splendens (Siamese fighting fish) is the source of this 4920-nucleotide messenger RNA. It is a transcript of the gene sned1, whose product is annotated as sushi, nidogen and EGF-like domains 1. Gene Ontology annotation, cellular component: protein-containing complex; plasma membrane. The transcript is spliced from 32 exons. Gene Ontology annotation, molecular function: calcium ion binding; Notch binding. The record is from RefSeq and is a predicted model, not a curated record. NCBI's taxonomy places the organism in Eukaryota, Metazoa, Chordata, Actinopteri, Anabantiformes, Osphronemidae. Gene Ontology annotation, biological process: heterophilic cell-cell adhesion; establishment or maintenance of epithelial cell apical/basal polarity; cell-matrix adhesion. The coding region runs from base 194 to 4354 and encodes 1386 amino acids.
UUCUAAAGGACAAGUGAGGAGAGAAGGAGGCAGAGCCUGAUAGCAGCCAGGGGAGCGCUCAGACUGCUGUGGCUGAGAGGAGGAACGUACGGUCUUGUCCUGUUCUGCUCUGCUCUUGUUGCCUCAGGUGUGCGUGCUCCUCCCUCCCCUCCGCGGCGCCUGCUGUCAGCUCCAUCCCUGGGUGGCUGAGGCCAUGGAGCUGGUGCUGCGAGCCCUGCUGCCCUGCUUCUGCACCCUGCUCUCCCUGGACCUGCUGCCUGGGGUGGUGCCAGCUGUGCCUCUGGAGGACUUCUAUCCCUUCGGCCGGGACGAGGGGGACUCCCAGACGGUCGCUCAGGACGACGGCGGCUCCGGGCUUGUAGAGAUCUCUGUUGCUUUCCCCUUCUUUGGAGACAGGCACACCGGACUCUAUGUUAACAACAACGGCCUUGUGUCUUUCUUGAGAGAAGUCUCCCAGUUCACACCUGUAGCCUUUCCGAUCGCUGGGGACAGGAGGGUCGUGGCGCCUUUCUGGGCGGACGUGGACAACAGGCGGGCGGGCAGCGUCUUCUACAGAGAGAGUGAGGAGGCUUCGAUGCUGAGCAGGGCCUCUGGCGAUGUCAGGACACACUUUUCAGACUUUCCCAACUUCAACGCUACAUGGGUCCUCAUCGCAACAUGGCACCAAGUCACUUUCUUUGGCGGCAGCUCCCACACACCGGUGAAUACUUUCCAAGCCGUGCUCAUUACAGACGGAGAACUUUCCUUCACAAUAUUCCAGUACAAUAACAUCACUUGGACCACAGGCAUGCAUGCCAGCAGUGGAGGGAACCGGGCUGGGCUAGAAGGAAUUGCAGCACAGGCAGGCUUCAAUGCUGGUGACGGCAAGCGCUAUUUCAACAUCCCCGGCUCUCGCACGGCUGAUGUGGUGAACGUUGAGGAGACCACCAAUGUGGGCUUCCCGGGCAGAUGGGUCUUCCGCAUAGAUGACGCACAUGUUGAACUGAGCGACUGCAAUAACUCUGCGUCCGUGUGCCCACACCUGCGACCCUGCCUGAACGGAGGCCAGUGCAUAGACGACUGUAUUAAAGGCAACCCCUCCUUCACUUGCUCCUGCUUGGCUGGCUUCACUGGCCGGCGAUGUCAGAUCAAUGUCAAUGAAUGUGCCUCACAUCCUUGCCAGAACGGAGGGACGUGUACAGACCAGAUUAAUAGUUUCAUCUGUCAGUGUCCUCCUGGAUACACUGGGAUUCUCUGUGAAACAGACAUUGACGAGUGUGAAGACAGACCUUGCCUGAACAACGGGCUGUGUGUACAAGGCACUGGCGAUUUCACCUGCGUGUGUGAACCAGGCUACACCGGGGACCGGUGUGAGACAGACAUAAACGAAUGUGAAUCGCAGCCCUGUCAGAACGGGGGCCAGUGCGUGGACCAGGUGGCCAGCUUCAGCUGUGUUUGUCAAGCUGCCUUCACCGGAUCACUUUGUGAGACAGAGCUGUUGGUGCUUCAGGUGAAUUCAACUGAGGCAGAAAACCAGACAGCCUUGUGCGGAGAAGACGAUUGCAAAGCGCCCCGGAUUUGCGAGUACGCCAGCUCGGGAGUCUACAGCUGCAGAUGUGCUCCAGGCUUCUAUGGCGACAAGUGUGAAGAGGAAUGUCUUUGCCAGAAUGGGGGCGUCUGUGUGGACAUCAAUGGGACUUGUGAAUGCCCGUCAGGCUACACUGGACUCUACUGUCAGUUUGAAGUAACCCAGACCCCCUGCAGUAACAGCAGGCCCUGUCCUGAUGGAGGAUCCUGUUUGGAGUAUGGGGGCACCUACCUGUGCACAUGUCAGACUAGUGUAGCAGAUCAUAAGGACUUCUAUCCCUAUGUACAGCCCCGAUCAGUCUGCGACUCCUCUCCGUGUCUGAAUGGGGGCUACUGCUACGAGCGAGAUGGAGGCUACACCUGCGAAUGCAAAUACGGAUACUGGGGGAAGCACUGUGAGAAAGUUAGACUCAAUACCUGUGCUUCUGGUCCCUGUCGCAACGGAGGCUCCUGCAAGGAAGAGGCAGGAAGCUAUAAGUGUGUGUGUCCCUACAGGUUUACUGGAAAACACUGUGAAGUGGGGAAGCCGGACCCUUGUGCCUCGAGCCCCUGUCUGAACGGGGGAACAUGCUUUCACUACAUAGGAAAGUAUAAAUGUGAAUGCACCGAGGCCUUCAGGGGCAGACACUGUGAAAUAAACAGUUCCUUUCAGAUCUCUACAGAGCUGGGAUGCGGCCCCCCUCCACAAGUGAAGCAUGCUGAAGUCCAGUUCUCCUCAACAACACCAGGCUCUGUGGCUGUGUAUAUAUGCCAAUCGGGAUUCAUGUCUGUACCCAGAGCCGCUCAUAGCAUCUGUGGUAUUCAGGGAGUCUGGAGCCAACCACCACUUUGUGAGGAGGUUAACCAGUGCCUGUCACAUCCUUGUCUUAAUGGUGGUACGUGUUGGAACCUCAUUGGAUCCUACCAGUGUAAGUGUAGGGACGGCUUCAGUGGAAACCACUGUCAAACAGACAUAAAUGAAUGCCUGUCCAAACCCUGCCAACACGGGGGCGUGUGUGAGGACCAGCCUGGCUCCUACCUGUGCCAUUGUCUGCAAGGCUUCAAAGGCCACAACUGUGAAAUAGAGCAGGACAUGUGUGAGUCCAGCCCCUGUGUAAAUGGAGGUGUGUGUCGGAGCUACAGGAGGAACUAUGCGUGCAUGUGCAAGGAAGGUUUCUUUGGGGACCAAUGCCAGAUGUUGGAGGAUCCGUGCAUACUAAAACCCUGCGGAAACCGUGGCCAGUGUUGGAGUGACCAAAGAGGAAACUACAACUGCGUUUGCCAGACAGGACACACAGGCAAAGACUGUGAGAAAGACCUGCUGCCUCCCUCGGGUCUUCAUGUGGUGCAUGUGGAGGAGAAAGAGGUGGAGCUGCGUUGGGAUGAGCCAGAGCCGUCCCACAGCCUGCUCAGUGGCUUUGCUGUCACUUAUGCCCCCCUGGGCUGGAGCGCGUACAAAACAGACUACCUGGAUAGGAAGCAAUCAGUCCAUGUCUUACGGGACCUGCUUCCUGGCCUGCUUUACAACAUCUCCACCGUCUCCAUCAAACGCAACACCAACAGUACCGACUACAGCCAACCCGCCACUGCACUGAUCCGCACCAGACCUUGGCGCGUGGAGGAGCUGCAGGUGGUCAACGUGUCGUCCUCUCAGGUUUGGCUGAGCUGGCUGGUCCAGGCGGCUCGACACGCAGCCGUCAGCAGGGUGCUUGUGUCUCUGCUGCCUUCAGAUUGGAGCGAGGCUCGCACCGUGGUGCUCAACACAAGCACCACGGCCUACACCUUCAGUUCAUUGCUUGCUGGUCAGAUGUACACAGUGGACGUGUUAACUCAAAGUGGUAUAAGACCAGAUGAGUUUCCCUCCACUAGCCACUCAGCAGGACCACUUCAGUUCUGGACAAGGCCUCUCCCUCCACAGAACCUCUCCCUGUCACAUGUGACCACUAACUCAGCACUGAUCACCUGGAGCCGCCACCCGAGGAACGUCCCUGAUGGUUUUGUGGUCAACGUGACCCGAGGCUUGAGUACAAGGAGCCGCUUUCUGCCCAAUGGGAAAUUAGGAUCAUAUUCCCUCCGUGAACUGACACCAGGACAGCACUACUAUGUAGCUCUAACAUCGGUCAAAAACACAGGGAAGGAGCAGAUCCACAGUUUAGCUCAACAUUUAGCCUUCACUACCUUACCGAUGGAGAACAGGUCACAGAGGAGAGACAGGCCAGGUGGACAGGGGAUCAAGGUCGGACGCAAACUUUCUCCAACUCUGCCUCAAGACCUAGGAGGUACAGUGGAAACAGAGAACACGGAGGAACUGCCGAGAUAUAAAGAACUUGUUGACAGGAGGGGCAAGAUUACAGCCAAAUUAACUCACUUGUCUCAAAAACCCAUUCGACAUCGCACCAAACCUGACCCCCCAAUUCGAUUAGAGAAGAUGGAAGAAACAACAAACAAGAUCAGCCUUGCACUAGAGAUUCAACAAGAAGGUUUAGGAACAAAGUCUGAGUUGCAGCAGGACUGUGGCACUCUGUCCUGCCAGAACGGGGGUAUGUGUGUGAGCGAUGGCGACUCCUUCCUUUGCGACUGCACAGAGGGCUUUAAAGGCAGGCAGUGUGAACUGUUGUGCCAGCGAGUACCACACCCCUGUACUCGUCUUUACUCUGAGACCAAGAGUGUGCCUGUGUGGGAGGGAGGCGUGUGCCACUAUCUGUACAAAAGGACGUACAAAGUGCAACAGGAUGUUUGUUAUCGAGAGGUUUGCGAACCAGUGCUUCCCAAGAAGAGCCGGGCCAGAAGAACGAACAGACAGCAAUAAAGGGCACUUGAAUACUGUUGAAAGGACUGGCAUUGCUAUCACGUGAAAAACCUCCUUCCUUCAGUUUUGAUGUUUAAAAUGUACAUAAAGAAACUGAUUCUGCUCAUGCUGAAAACCCUUAUCAAGACUCAUUGCAAAGUUUUAGAAGGAGAUUGUCAGACACCUGAAAGACAUGUGCAUAGUUUGACUCCUGAAUAUCUAAGCAAGUAAUAAUGUUAAGCAGUCUGCGCUGCACCAGAGACCUUACAUACCUCAUUUGUACGUCCAUGGUGACACAUUAAGAGAGGUUUUUAUGUGAUUCAGCUGCAGGUUUGUCCCUCAGGGAAAUAACUGUAGAGUGUUCAGAAUCUUGGUGUUUAUACCAGCCCAUAAUCUACUUAUAAAGACUAUGGUAAAUGUAUAUUUUUUCCACAUUUUCUACAUUCAUCUCAUCCUCUGGUGCACAGUACGUUCUGGGCAAAUGUUCUGUGUCUCAGCAGGAAUCACUGCUGACUAUUUUGUAAAUAGUGUUUAUAGACCAUUUUGUAGGUGGAUAUUUUAAUAAUUAAAAACAUUAAAACAUUUCA